AUGAUUUCGGACAAUCCUGAUCUUGCCUUACGACAUAAGACAUUCACUAUUCAAGGCACGCAAUACACUUUGCUUGAUCGAUUAGGUGGAGGAGCUUUUGGAUCUGUAUGGUCAGCUGUCACACCACUUGGUAAUAUUAAUCCUUCAUUCAGUUUACUAUUCGGUCAUCCUGCUGCCGUUAAAACAAUUGAUAUUAGUGGAAGAAAAAUAUCCGGUAUUUCUAAUCCUCACUCAUUAGCAGAAUCAUUUCAAAAAGAAGUUGCAAUGGCUUUUAAGAUGCGUAAAGAAACACGUCAUGUAGUGACUAUUUAUGGAUUUGAUUUUGAUAUGUACAGAGGUCUAGCAUUGAUGGCUAUGGAAUUAGGUGGAGAUUCAUUGGCUCAACGAAUUGAACAACUUCAUAAUAUGAAAGAUAUGAAAAGUCAAUAUCGUAGAAUGGAUGGUAUGAUGACAAGAAUAGGUGACUAUAUUCCAUCACGCGAACGAAAAAAUAUAUGGAAACAAUUAGUCAAUAUUGUACAAGCGUUGCAUCGACAUUAUGUUGUUCAUCGCGAUAUGAAACCAGACAAUUUAGUUUUUUUUGGUCCAAUCAUGAAAAUUGUCGAUUUGGGUAUUGCACAAAAAGAAGUCAUAGGAUUUGGUUCAAAUGCAGAGCCCAUUGGUACUCGUUGUUACAGUGCACCUGAGUGCUUUUCUCCAGGUGCGAGCAUAUCAUCGAAAGCCGAUAUAUGGUCAGCAGGUGCUAUCUUAUACACUAUGACUUAUGGAACACCACCGUGUGGAGAUUCACCUUAUCCACCAUAUGAUAGUCAUCGAACACGUUCAUCUCAUGUCAACGAUGUAUUAAAGCAUUGCCUACAACCAAAUCCUAAUCGACGAGGAUCUCAUCGUUGGCUCGCCCAACAUCCUUAUACAACUAAUCCGACAGCUUUGUAA
Rotaria sp. Silwood1 is the source of this 936-nucleotide messenger RNA. The record is from the annotation of a GenBank genome assembly. Lineage: Eukaryota; Metazoa; Rotifera; Eurotatoria; Philodinida; Philodinidae.